This is a messenger RNA of Daucus carota subsp. sativus, 1545 nucleotides long. RefSeq lists its product as uncharacterized. The transcript has 6 exons. The record is from RefSeq and is a predicted model, not a curated record. Bases 79 to 1179 code for a protein of 366 amino acids. Gene Ontology annotation, biological process: tRNA guanine ribose methylation. Gene Ontology annotation, molecular function: RNA methyltransferase activity; RNA binding. Lineage: Eukaryota; Viridiplantae; Streptophyta; Magnoliopsida; Apiales; Apiaceae.
AGCUACAUAUUUCCUUAUUAUCUGUAGCACAGCUACACCUGAAGCUGCUGCCACAAGUAAGGGUUUGAGCUCUAGAAGAUGAGCGCUUGCAAAACCCUAAUUCAAGCAUGGGUCUCUUCUUGUACUGAAUGCAAUUUGCGCAGACUCAAUUCACGCACAUCUCUCUCGUCUCUCUUUCUCCCUCUUCUCCCUCCUCGAUUUCUCUCCCUUCGCUCUCCUCCAGGUUAUGUUAGUUUGGGAGUUUCAAGGAAACAAUACAGUAGAUGUGCAAGUACUCAACUUGCUGUUUCCGAAUACGCAACUGAGUUACCUCUAGAUGAACAAUUGUCCGAUGAAUUUGAUAACAAAGACACUGUGGAACAAAUACUUAAUAAAACGGAUGAUGUUACAACAUUUAUGAAAAUGGAACGUAGGCCCGAAGGGGAGUCUAGGUUUUCGGAUUCCAGUCGCUGGUUUCCGUAUUUGGAUGAGUUUAGAGCUGGGGAUGCGGUUUUAAAUAGUGAUCAAGUGUUGGAGUCUGUUGAUUCAUAUAUUAUGGAAAGCAGGAAGAGUAGGUUUGAGGAUGCGGUGAGGAAUAGGAGUUACGCGGUUUGUUUGGUUGUCGAAGGGUUGUCGGACUUCGGGAAUGUUUCUGCCGUGUUUCGGUCGGCGGAUGCGCUUGGAAUUCAAUCGUUGCACGUUGUGUCUUGUAAUAGCUCCAAAAGGUACCGAGAAAACCGUCAUGUUAGCAUGGGGGCAGAAAAAUGGUUGGAUAUUGAACUUUGGGACUCCACUAAGGAGUGCUUUGAAGUUUUGAAGUCCCGUGGUUAUCGCAUUGCGACAACACACCUUGGAAUGGAUGCAGUUUCCGUUCAUGAUAUGGACUGGACAUGUCCCACUGCAAUUGUUGUUGGUAACGAAAAAAGGGGAAUAAGUGAUGAGGCUUUAAGCUUGUCAGAUUUACAUUGCAGUAUUCCAAUGAAAGGCAUGGUGGACUCUUUCAAUGUUUCUGUUGCUGCUGGCAUUCUCAUGUACCAUGCUGUCUGUGACAGAAAUUCUCGCAUGGGUUCCCAUGGUGAUUUGACACAAGUUGAAAGUAAAAUUUUACUUGCCGAAUUCUCUCUGCGUCACAGCAGAAGUGCACUAAGCAUUGCCCAUGAGUAUGCAAAGCGGAAGCUUAAACCAACCCCAAAGCUUUGAUGAGCACAAGCUAGAGACUUUUGUUUUCAUCGGUUCUUUUCUGCAAAAUUUAACAGGUGUACAACAGAUACCUGGCAGAGUUUAUGCGCAUAGCUUUAUUCAAAGGACAAAAUGUUAAAUGAAACAGUCUCUUUACUAAAUGAUGCGCAUAGGAAGCUUCAAUUAUGUACAAGCAAUGCCUUCAGUUGAAGGCCAGAAAUAGGAGCUUGUCUGAUUUAAUUAGUUAAUGGUCCAGUGUAAGAAUAUCAGUCCUAAUGUCACCUUACAUCGCUGUUCAGUUCUACUGUUUAAAGCUGAGAUAUACGUGCAAUUCUAAGAGGGGUGUAUUGGAUUGGGAUUUUAAAGCAUUUUUUUGCAUUCAUGAAA